AUGAAGAACAGCGGGAAAGGGACAAGAGAAGUAAAGGGUUUUAUUCCUUUGUUAACCAAUCUCCUAAUUCCUUACAUGGCUUUUUUCACAUCUUCUACUGAUUUCAGAAUCUCUUCUUUUGAUGUUGUUGACAUCGCUAAAUUGGUCUUCUCGAAAUUUGCUGAAUUUGCUGAAUUUUCUUAA
Arabis nemorensis is the source of this 183-nucleotide messenger RNA. The record is from the annotation of a GenBank genome assembly. NCBI's taxonomy places the organism in Eukaryota, Viridiplantae, Streptophyta, Magnoliopsida, Brassicales, Brassicaceae.